AAAGCAAUAAUUUGACGGUUGUUGUUUGGGCGAUUGGUUUUGAUUUAGGUGAUAUCUUUAUUUACCUAUUUUUCUUUCUUGUUACCCUCUACUAUCGAUGAAACUUUAAUACAGUGUAAUUUGUUACACAUAUUAAGAAGUAGUUAUUCCUAAUUUGGUUUGUGUAACGUCUUAUUCAUAUCAGUUGUUAGCGAAGGAAAGAUUAACGAUAACAACGACACGGGACGGGAACUGUGAUUGUUUUGUGAUGGUUCGGGGCGGCAGAACCAAGAUUUGAGUGGCAACGGGCUCGUCAAGUUUCGCGGCCGCAUAGCCAAGAUGUCGAACGUGGAGAACGUGUGCCCGCAAGUGAUGCGGGGCAUCUCCCGCGAGCUGCGGCGCCUGGCGGCGCGACCCCCCGCCGGUGUAAAACUGGUGCUGCGCGACGACGACCUCACCGACGUGGUCGCACACAUCGACGGUCCUGCGGACACGCCGUACGCGGGCGGCGUGUUCCGCGUGCGGCUGGUGCUGGGCCGCGAGUUCCCGGCCGCGCCGCCGCGCGCCUUCUUCCUGACGCGCAUCUUCCACCCCAACGUGUCGCCGGCCACGGGCGAGGUGUGCGUCAACACGCUGAAGCGCGACUGGCGGCCGGAGCUGGGGCUGGAGCACGCGCUGCUGGCGCUGCGCUGCCUGCUGAUCGAGCCCAACGCCGAGUCCGCGCUCAACGCCGAGGCGGCUGCGCUGCUGCGGGACAAGUACGACGACUACUUCGCGCGAGCCAAGCUGCUCGCCGAUAUACACGCCCGCCCUGAUUGCCACAAGCACGAUGCUUCGGAAGCGGCAGAUACGACGGCGCUGGAAGCGACGGAGGGAGGGUCGAGCGGAGCGCGGGCGGAGGGCGGGGCGGAGAGCGGGGCGGAGAGCGGCCCGAGCGCCAAGCGCGAGCGGCGAGCGCCCGCGAAGGACCGCCGGCGGAUACUCAAACGCUUAUGA
Messenger RNA from Plodia interpunctella (Indianmeal moth), 975 nucleotides. RefSeq lists its product as uncharacterized. The transcript is spliced from 3 exons. The coding region runs from base 319 to 975 and encodes 218 amino acids. Lineage: Eukaryota; Metazoa; Arthropoda; Insecta; Lepidoptera; Pyralidae. The record is from RefSeq and is a predicted model, not a curated record.